Messenger RNA from Aspergillus costaricaensis CBS 115574, 1864 nucleotides. Its product is annotated as putative MFS transporter. Gene Ontology annotation, molecular function: transmembrane transporter activity. The record is from RefSeq and is a predicted model, not a curated record. NCBI's taxonomy places the organism in Eukaryota, Fungi, Ascomycota, Eurotiomycetes, Eurotiales, Aspergillaceae. Gene Ontology annotation, cellular component: membrane. The coding region runs from base 119 to 1864 and encodes 581 amino acids. Gene Ontology annotation, biological process: transmembrane transport. The transcript has 11 exons.
GUCAAGGAUGGUCUAAAUAUAGAGGAAAUGACGAGAAUAUAUAAACGGGCUUACCGGCUUCGUCGAUUAAAAUGGCGCAAAAGGAAUCAGGUGGGCGAUUUUGCUCUAGCGAUACAAUAUGUCUCUUGUCAUUGCUCGCUCGUUUACGGUCAAGAAUCACCCAGAUGAGGAAGCAAGUGGCUAUCCAACGUCAGACAUCGAGAAGAAGACAGUGAUAAGUGUGACGCAGGAGUCUACCGCCGCUUCCACAGAUGAAGUACUCAGUGGCUCCCACAAGAAGAAACGGAUUUGGUUCCGGCGAUCUCAGACCCCUGAUCCUAAUGCCAUUGCGACACAACCGUCGGUGUAUGAUGACCCUGACCUUGUUGAGGAAUACAAACCACGUCCCGAUUGGGAAGGCAUUCAUCGCUUCGAUCCGGCAGCAAGAUGGACCUGGGCUGAAGAAAAUAAAAUCGUCAGAAAGCUGGACCUCCGUAUCAUUAUAUGGGCCUGCAUUAUGAUAACUGCCCUGGAGCUCGAUAAGUCUAAUAUUCAGCAAGCCAAUGCCGAUAAUUUCCUGACCGAUAUCCGCCUAAGUCGUGAUGAUUACAAUUUGGGCAACACAUUGUACAGACUGUGCUUCAUGUUCAGUGAAAUACCCACCCAGAUCAUCAGCAAGAGGAUUGGCUGCGACAGGUGGAUUCCUAUACAGAUGAUUGCGUGGUCGAUUGUUGCUAGCUGCCAAUUCUGGCUAUCCAACAGAGAGUCCUUCCUGGUCUGCCGAGCUUUGAUAGGAUUGGUUUCAGGAGGCUUCACGCCCACGGUCAUCCUUUAUCUUUCGUACUUUUACAAGCACCAUGAGCUAUCGAUACGUCUUGGAUACUGGUAUGCAGCAUCCUCUUUGGCCGAUAUGCUGGCAGGAAUUCUUGCGUAUGGGAUCCUCCACCUGGGCGGUCAUGGUGGGCAAGCUGGUUGGCGAUGGCUCUUCUUGAUUGAGGGCCUCCUCACCCUGGCGUUAGGCCUUCUUGCUAUUGUUCUACUGCCACCUUCAGCGACACAAACAGCUCACUGGGCCCGUGGGAAGAAGGGCUGGUUUACAGCGAGGGAGGAGACCAUCAUGGUCAAUCGCCUCUUACGAGAAGACCCAAGUAAGGGCUCAAUGCAUAAUCGCCAACCACUAACAGCCAAGCUUGUAUGGAUGAGUAUCAAAGACUUUGAUAUGUGGCCGUUAUACAUUGUCGGAAUGCUGUUUUCGGCACCCUAUACUACUGUUUCGCAGUAUUUUACAUUGCAGUUGAAGGAUUAUGGGUUCAGCACCUUCAACACCAUCUUACUAUCCCUCCCUUGCAGUGUCAUCGGAAUCAUAACAAGAAUUCUCCUCACUUAUGCAGGAGAGAUAUUCGGUUCACUUGCCUGGAUGGGAGUUGUGGCGCAGCUUUGGUGCUUGCCGUUCCUCAUUUACAUGAAUGUGGUGAACCUGAGCGAAGCCAACAAGUGGAUCGUAUGGAGCGUUCUUACGCUCUUCCUCGGGUUCCCUAACGCUCAUGCUCUCCAAGCUGGAUGGGUAUCCCGCAAUUCGAACAGCGUGCGAACUCGGGCUAUUGCGGCUGCGAUAUACAACAUGUUUGUACAACUAUCUGCCAUCAUAGCUUCGAACAUAUAUCGGGAUUGGGAUGCACCACGUUAUGUGGUCGGAAACCGAGUACUCUUGUCUAUUGUGUGUGUCAACAUGGCUAUCUACUUGGCGACCAAAGCGUACUAUAUGCUACGGAACCGACAACGGGACCGGAAGUGGAACGCGAUGACUAAGGAUCAACGAGUCGACUAUGUUGCAAACACAAGAGAUGAGGGAAAUCAGCGGUUAGAUUUCCGGUUCGCACACUAG